This is a messenger RNA of Talpa occidentalis (Iberian mole), 1058 nucleotides long. RefSeq lists its product as uncharacterized. The coding region runs from base 1 to 636 and encodes 211 amino acids. Lineage: Eukaryota; Metazoa; Chordata; Mammalia; Eulipotyphla; Talpidae. The transcript has 3 exons. The record is from RefSeq and is a predicted model, not a curated record.
AUGUUGCCGCCGUCACCACUACGGCGAUUCAGGAAAUGGUCCCGCCGCCGCGGGAGCGGGAGAGGCUGGGACGGCCCCUGUCACAGGAAUGCGAGCGGCCCCGCCGGCCCGCCCCUCGCGCGGCCGCCAACCGCCUCCCUCCCCGGCGCGCCGCGGCGGCCCUGCGCCGGGUUUCUGCGCUCCGCCGGGGGCCGGGGGCAGUUUUCCCAACUUUAUCCUCGCCCCGCCUGGGAAGAAGUGCCCGCCGGAGUUGUCGGGGACACCGGAGGUGGAGGGGGGGAUUCGAACCCGGAGUUCGCGCAAAGCCGAGAAGCAUCUGCCCAGAGGAGGCAGAGGUGGCAGGACUCGGUGAACGCGGAUUCGCUGGUUCAAAAGGCUCGGCUACGCCCCAAAAGCGCACCUCAGAUCUCAGUCGCACGCACACCGAGUCGUGCCCAACGUGUGGAAAGUGAGCCUGACCCUCAAUGGACAAUGAAGGCUGCUGUGUCCACCCCUCGGGCAGUGGCCCGACUUGGCCAGGGCGGCCAGAGGAGACGAGUUCGCCACCUGGGACAAGCUCGUGGUCGAAAUGUUUGGAAUCCCAAGAUCUUCCACGUAUUGCAUGAUACUGAACAGGAUAUUUCUGCAUUUUAUUGACCUUCCUGAAAAACAGCUGCUCUAUCUAAAAGACUUAGAAAUAACAAGGUGUUUAUUUAUUUAGUAUUCAUUCUGCACAGUCACUCUGCUAAAUGAUUAUCUCACAUUCAAUUCUUUAAAAGUAUCAUAAUUUUGGGCUUCCCCGGUGGCGCAGCGGUUGAGCUCUGUGUUAUAAAGCUGUCCGCAGCCUCUGCGGCACCGGUUCGAUCCCCAGCUGCUCCCCGGCCACUGGAGGAGGGUCCCACAUGGCGGGCAGACCUCUCCUGCCGCCCGCUGCUCCCCUCAGCAGUGUACUUCGGUCCUUCUGAUGCUCUGCUCCCCGCUCUGGCUCUGGUGAAUUCUCUCACCCUCCAGCGCUUCUGACUGUACCCAGUGCUUGUAUAAAAUAAUAAAUAAAUAAAAAAUAAAAAGAAAAUAAAUAA